UUUUAAGUUGUGCAGUGAAAUCGAUCGGUACGGAGCCGAGGUACGGACCACAUUCACGUUUUGGCUCUCGCAUAGAAAUUUCGGUACAUCGUUCACAUUUCUUUUCCGCCCGUUAGAAGAAAAAAAUGUCUUCCAAAUCCGCUUUUAAUUCCUGCUCCUAUGCGCAGGACAUCGAUCGCACAGAAAGUAGUAAAGUUUUCGAAAUUGAACAAUGCAUGUACAAUUUAUCAGAGGACUUUUUUCGCCAGACCACUCUACAAGAGACCGUCGCGCCGGUAGAAAGCGCGACUACGGGUGUAGUCUCACCGGAAGUGUUCGACGAGUCGCUCAACAAUGCUGCAGCAAGUGCGGCACAGUCCGUGCACCACAUAGCAGAUAUCCUUCAGCGUCCGAUUUCCGACGAGCUAAUGAAAAAACUGUGCUUCAGCGAACUGCUGCUUGUGUGUGAUGGCAGCGAGACCAUCGUUGGAGGGGCCGCUAUCAACGUCAGCCUGAUAGCGGAAGAAGUAUUGGCGGCAUUUUCCAGCACCAGACUCACAAUUCUUGGGCAUUCUACGGCGGAAAGUGAGCUGAUGUCAUUUGCGGACCGAAACUGUCGACCGCUGCAGGAGCGCAAAUGUGAAACGCUCAUUUCUGGUACAAUCAGGCAGGAGAAACAAAUACAACUCUACUUCGAUGAGGCCCACAACGUCACAGCUUACAGGCAGGAAAGCAAUGGGUUGCAGACCGAAAGCUUUUACGGUUUGCUGUCGGGCCCGGGAAGGAGCGGGGAAGAAGACUCGGCUGAUGACAACAGGCCUACUAUUUUGCCCGAUGGACUACAGCUGCUACUCUUGCGGUACUUAGUGCUGUCCAACUUUGUAGGCGAAAUUUGCAGCCAAACAAUCGACAUUCAGGGAAGGGUUGGAAAUUGCAUUCACCAAAUUUCGGCCGCUAUUCCAGUACCAAAGCAUCGACGCGAAGGUACAGCUGAAGCAGUGAAGGAGAUCAGAAAAUCGACUUGGUAUUCGGAUGGCACAGAGCCAGAAGAAAGUGUAUCGCAUUACGACGCCUCCACGGGGCGUUUGCUGCGGCACGGUUGGAAUAGUUCAAACUACAUCCUCAUUGAAAACCCGCUCGGUACGGCAUCCCCAAUGGCCAUAAAAGAACUCGAGCAAGGUAUGAAAGAUUACGUGCAAACCUUAUCGGGAUUGAUUAAAAACCGAGCGUCGGUGAAAGAGAUGAUCGACCAUGUGGAUUGCACAGUGAAAGAGAUGGAUCAGUGCAACAAAAUUGUAAAUCCGCUACUGAGAGAUAUCAUUAAGGAAGUAUGAAAACCGUAUUUAAGAAAUAAAAAUAAAAUAAAAAAUGAACUAAACAAAUUUCAUAUGCGUAUAGGCUGAACAUAUUGAAACAAUAACAUGGAUACCG
This is a messenger RNA of Anopheles coluzzii, 1410 nucleotides long. RefSeq lists its product as uncharacterized. The record is from RefSeq and is a predicted model, not a curated record. Bases 126 to 1313 code for a protein of 395 amino acids. The transcript is spliced from 2 exons. NCBI's taxonomy places the organism in Eukaryota, Metazoa, Arthropoda, Insecta, Diptera, Culicidae.